ACGCCUGCGCUGGCUUCUCCGACCACCUGCAUCUUUUGCCCUCCAACCCCUCUGUAUCCGCCCACGCACAACAUGCGCUUGUUGUCGAGGUAGCCAUACGCCCAGUGCUGCCAUAACAGCCGCCACGCAACCAUGGUGGAACUCUCGGGAGGCGCGAGCGUUGCUCUGGGAGUAAUGGUCGGCCUCGCCUCCACCAGUAUUCAGAGUGUUGGCCUCACGCUGCAGAGAAAGUCGCAUCUCCUCGAGGAAGAGAAAGACGACGACGACGAUAGACGGCCACCCUACAAGCGACGAAGAUGGCAGCUGGGCAUGCUCAUGUUCGUCGUGGCCAACAUUGUCGGCAGCACCAUUCAGAUCACCACACUCCCUCUCCCCGUCCUAUCCACUCUCCAGGCGUCCGGCCUCGUCUUCAACUCGAUAUGCGCCUCCAUCAUCCUCAGCGAACCCUUUACCCAAUAUUCCUUGAUCGGCACAAUGCUCGUCGCAAUCGGCGCAUUGCUAAUCGCUCUCUUUGGCGCCAUCGCCGAGCCGUCGCAUAAUCUAGAUCAACUACUGGUACUGUUGGGACGGAAGCACUUUCUCGUGUGGAUGAUCAUGACGGGUGUUGCAGUAGUCCUCUUGCUUUUCGCUACCUGGCUGCUAAAACACAUGUACCCUCGCACCACUCCCCGAUUACGCCUGGUCCGCGGCAUGUUCUUUGGUUGCAUCAGUGGCAUACUUUCUGCCCAUUCGCUCCUUAUCGCCAAAAGCGCCGUCGAGUUGCUAGUACGGACCAUUGUCGAUCGCCACAACGAGUUCAACCGCUGGCAAUCGUGGAUGAUUCUGAUUGGAUUGGUCGUCUUCGCCUUGACCCAGCUAUACUACAUGCACUGUGGACUGAAGCUUUGCAGCACAAGUGUCCUCUAUCCUUUGGUAUUCUGUAUAUACAACAUCAUUGCCAUCAUAGACGGCUUGAUUUAUUUUAACCAGGGUGAUAGGCUGUCGAGUCUACAUGCCGGUCUCAUCGCGCUCGGGACUGUGAUUCUUUUGGCUGGUGUUGUCUGCUUGAGCUGGCGACUUGAAGACAAUGAGGAAGAACCCACAUCACCAGUGGCGAGCAAGCACGGCAGGGUUCAAUUACCUCAGACGGCCCUUCAACCUGGCCUUGGCCUCGCGCAUAGCCACAGUGUGGACGAACCGGCAUCACCAUUGGAUCGUGACGAGGAAGCGUCAGCUGGCCAGAAGCCCCUCGACGAAAGAACACCACUGUUAGCCAAAACACCCAGGGGUUCUGCAUUGAGUUUGGUCAACGCGAAGAAGCGAGCGAUGGAAGCGGGCGGGCAAAAGAGCCCACAACUAAACACACCCCGCAAAUCUUCGAGACGACGAAGGAUGACUCUGACCCUCUCGGAGGAAACGAACGAGAUUUGGGACGAGCUCAACGAUAGAGAGACUCUACCCUCGCCUGCCAGACAAUCUGUAGAUCUGGAACGAAGACCACGAUCCGGAACAUUACCACCACGAAGAAACAACGCCCAAUCUGCCUGGCUCAACCACAUGCGUCGACGAUCCUGGUUCGAAGGACUCGGAAGCCGACAAGGCAGAAGUGUCUCACAAGGGAAACUGCCCGCCGACAGCAGCCCAUUACUCCUCAACCACCCCGAUCCCGAUGACGGCGACACCUCCGAUGCAGACAUUAUGGAAUCUUCGUCGCGAAGAAAUACAUGGGGAUACGGCAGCGGCCAGGCAGACAAAAGCCAAGAAGCACUUGGCGACUGGUUCAAGCUGAAAUGGUGGCGCAAGAAAUGGAGAGAAGACGAGGAGCAUGAUGGACGAGAUGAAGAUGAUCAGGAACGACGGACAUGAUAUUUCAACCUGCAUUACUCCCAGCGGAUUGGGGUUUCCUUUUUGUUUCGCUCUCCUAGCAAUUUGAAUUAUACCACAAAGACUUAGAAUGUAAUACCCCAUUGUUCUGAUAUGAUUUAGUCGAUUCUACCACAUACAGUGUGGAGAAUAAAGAAAGAAAAUAUUUACUAAACACCCCAAAA
Messenger RNA from Pyrenophora tritici-repentis Pt-1C-BFP, 2027 nucleotides. RefSeq names its product Mg-trans-NIPA multi-domain protein. Gene Ontology annotation, biological process: magnesium ion transport. The record is from RefSeq and is a predicted model, not a curated record. Lineage: Eukaryota; Fungi; Ascomycota; Dothideomycetes; Pleosporales; Pleosporaceae. Gene Ontology annotation, molecular function: magnesium ion transmembrane transporter activity. Gene Ontology annotation, cellular component: membrane.